Molecule: messenger RNA, 786 nt
Organism: Perca flavescens (yellow perch)
Lineage: Eukaryota; Metazoa; Chordata; Actinopteri; Perciformes; Percidae
Gene: bncr
Product: bouncer
Exons: 2
Coding region: 88-501 (137 amino acids)
Biological process (GO): sperm-egg recognition
Cellular component (GO): membrane
Source: RefSeq, a predicted model, not a curated record
AAUACUGUUUUUAAAAGUUGCACACUGCCUUUUACAGCCUCGAGCAUUUUGAAUGUGAGAAUCAGUGGAGAUCAUUGACACCUGUGAAUGAAGGCUGAUUACAUGUCAGGACCAAACAUGUUGCAGCUCCUGCACGUUGCUGUGUUGUGGUUCUACCUUCUCCUCCCCUCGAUGCUCUGUGACAAUCUGCACUGCUACUACAGCUACAUCCAGGAGAAGGAGGGGACCGUUGAGCUCAUUGUGACAGAGUGCCCCCCUGAUGAGCUGUGCUUCAAGGCCAAUGGUCGCUAUGGCAACCACAGCAUCCUGUCAGCCAGGGGCUGCAUGGUGGAGGAGGACUGCAGCCAGGUGCACAGCCUUACCUUUAAAGGAACCAUCUACAAAAUGAGCUACGACUGCUGUGAUUGGCCAUACUGUAACUCCUGCCUGGGCGUCACACCUAAAUCCCUCUACUUUACUGUAACACUUGUGAUUGUAGCUGCGAUGGCCAGCCGCCUGUGACACCUGAUGCGCUACUGUAUGUAACGACCAUUUUUAGGGGUUCAUGUAAAGGGGGAAGACAUUUACAUGGUCCAACACCAAGUGAGCGGUGCUCAGAGACAUCUCUGCAGCCUCAGCAUGGAGUAAUGCAGAGGGCCUGCAGCAGAAUGUGGUGAAUGCCCAGUCUGAAGACACUGAGGUGUGCACCAUGGUGAUGUCAGACAUAUUCUUAUACAAUGUCUUGGUAAGAAAAUGUCUUUUUAUAAUGUAUUAAUGUCUGUAAAUAAAGAUGUGGAAACAAAAUUA